Messenger RNA from Rhizoctonia solani, 1956 nucleotides. RefSeq names its product L-lysine 6-monooxygenase (NADPH-requiring) protein. Lineage: Eukaryota; Fungi; Basidiomycota; Agaricomycetes; Cantharellales; Ceratobasidiaceae. The coding region runs from base 1 to 1956 and encodes 651 amino acids. The transcript has 3 exons. The record is from RefSeq and is a predicted model, not a curated record.
AUGACUCGUUCUCUUGCUCCCCAUCGAAUUACCCCCGCAUCGUUAUCCUUGCCCUCUGACAAAGUUUCAGAGAGCGCGUCUAAUUUAGCAUCCAUAGCACCAAAAGUUAAUCCCAUCUCGAAGACUUGCGCAAUCUCAGCCUCUUCAUUCUUCGAUCUCGUAGUGAUGGGAGCUGGGCCUGCUGGACUGGCUCUUGUCUCUCGCAUCCUAGAGUCCAGACCUGCGGCACUUUACACCGAUCAAGAGCAUGUAUACCUUCACUGGCUACAGCGUAGUCGCAACCCCUCUCUCCUCAAAACCCGUAAGCGGGGAGCUGGAAGCGACUGGGUGGUAGUAGAUGGUGCCUCUUCCGAAAAGAGCGGCUGCUAUUGUGGUGGUCGCAUGAGAAUACUUGUACUCGAUAAACUAGGUGAAGGCUGGAUGACAAACUGGAACCGGCAUUUUGAAGCGUUCAAUAUCACCCACCUCCGUUCUCCCCUCUUCUGGCAUCCCGGCCCGGCAGACCUCGAUGCUCUCAUUACCUUUGCCGAGAGGAAAGGUCGAUCCAAAUCCGGUCCUCCGACAGUUCUUUACUCGCAAACCCGAUCUACAUCCCCUCGCCCUGAACUCAUCGAAAUCCCAGGCUGCGUCGGCGCCGAGAUAUCUAAGCAUAAACGAACCUCGCGUCGGUCAAGGCAGGAGACCAACUACGCCCGAUUGGUUCAGAACAGCGGGCCAACUAUUAACGAACGCGACAGAAGAGACUACUUUACACCUGGGACGGCGCUGUUUCAUGACUUUGUCCAAGAGGACGUCGUGCAACGCUAUGGCCUCGCCUCUUCAGCACCUUGGCCAGAGGCCAAAUCAGGACUGAACAAUCCUCAUACAGGCGCGAUAACCAUGCUCAAAGGCGAGGUUGCUUCUUUAGAUUGGGUACCUCUUCACGUCGAAGGAUCCGGUCACACUGCCGGCUUCUGCGUUCAGACAAAUGACGGGGCGUGUGUAGGUGCCAAGGCUGUAGUUUGCGCUGUGGGAAUGGGGGGAUGCCCAUCCAUUCCACCAGUGCUAUCUUCUUCUACCUGCGGCUCCACAAAAUUAGAAAUGCACGGCCCCGGUUGGGCUCAUUCGUCUUUUCUCACCAAUCCUAGUUAUACGUUUCCUCCUGAAUACUGCAAUCGUGGUACUGCGGUUGUCAUUGGCGGUGGACUUACCUCGGCUCAAAUCUGUCACUUGGCCCUGCAAAAAGGAAUCUUCAAGGUUGUCUUGGUUCUUCGUGGCUUCAUGAAAGUCAAGCCAUUUGAUGUUUCACUCGACUGGAUUGGUCGCUACUCCAACUUGAAAAAGAUGGAGUUUUGGCAGGAAGAGGAUUCGCUCCAACGAUUGAAUAUGUUACGCUCGGCAAGAAACGGGGGUAGUAUUACCCCGACGUAUGCCAAGAUCCUAAAGAUGCAUCAAGAUCGCGGAGCACUUGAGAUACUCACCAACACCUCUUUGGAGGGAGCCCAGUGGGAUGACGAGACCAAGACAUGGUCACUAGAUAUCCGCACCAGCGACCCCCCUUCAUCCCCGGCCGAGAAAUCUCAGGUCUCUAAUAUCACCUGCGAUUUCAUUGUCUCGGCAACUGGUACCACACCCUCGUUUUCGUCUCUCCCAUUCAUAAAAUCUUUGUCCAGAAAUUCAAGCUUACCCGUAUGUCCUAUGGUAGGUGGGCUGCCGGUGCUAACCUCGCAUCUCCAAUGGCCUGGUCUUCCACUGUUCUGCGUUGGGGGGUACAGUGCACUCCAAGUCGGUCCAGCAGCCUUUAAUUUAGGAGGCAUGAGAGAAGCGGCUGAUCGAGUAGUGGAACGUCUCGAAGAGCUCGCUAUAGGUAGAGACCUGGAUGAUGAGGAUGUAGGCAUAGACAUGAAGGCUACCGAGGAAGAGGUCAAAAACGACUAUACCUAUUUCGAUUUCAACUUGUUGUCGGUUGAAGGUUGA